CCCAAAUAUUUUUUAUGAUAACAUGGUAAACGUGGGAUUGUGCAACACUUUUACAGUUUUACUUGGGUGUGUUUCAAGUACCUUUGUUUUGACUUGUGAGUUACUAUAGAAUGAAAAAUUGAAGUAAUUUAUUCAAUAACUGCUACUGCUCUAGGUGAAAGACGUCUACAGCAUGAUUACUACCCCGUAUUUAUUAAUGCAAGUGUCAUGUGGAAAGGUCUAAAUCAACCUAAAUGUCAUAUUUGCCGGACACUGUCCACUUUCAAAAAGUGUUCGGCAGUGUCCCGUAUUGCUAAAGUUUCCCUUGCAUGUACGGCGUGGUCAACGGUUUACUGCAGCUGCAAGCAAUGCUCAUGGUCAGUCUGAUUAAUUAUUGCAUAUGUAACAUGUUGCAAAAUACAACUUGUACAAUGUACUAUAUUUGUAACACUGUAUACUCGUAUGAGUCGUAUCGUACUAAUAAUUUGCAUGUUGUCCGUGCCGGUACGUAGACUGGGUGAAUUGAAUCUAGGAAACACCAUAAAUGCAAGGAAUUACUUUAAUUUGGAUGAAUUACUGUUCGACAGUCCGAGAUACUAAACCACGGCACAUUACGUAUGUUAUGCUGUAGCGCCAAACGCAACAACCAGGAAAGUACUUAUUUGAUAAUCAGUCCAUGCUAAACCGGGAGAGUACGAUUGCACCGGUAUUUGUGCAAUCCACCUUUCCCAACCAUUGUAGCUUUUAAAUUCCGCAUUGUAUUGUACAUACGCCGUGGUCCAGCAGGUAUAGAAUUGGACUGAUCGUGUUCGAAGCUUUCAUCCUCGCACGAAAAUUUAUCGAUUGCGAAGAGUUGUUCUAUUACCUCUACUCUGGAAGAUGGGAAAUCUCUAUACCUGGGAUUUCCAGUAUUAUCUGCUCUAGUAUUAAUGGCAGACGGUGGAAUUAAUCAUCCCCACAACAUCACCAUUUCUUGGGAUGACUACCUGGAAACCGUUAGCAAUGCGUCCUCCUAUCUUGACUUUCCGCCGCCAAGAUAUCGCCGCGGAGCUGAGGAAUUAAGCCAUCGCUUAGAAGAACUGAAGAUAGAAUUGACCGCAUCCGCUGCCGAUUUGAAAACGUUCAAUCUUGACGAAACGGAUGGUCCAUUGCGCACCAAUGCUAACGGACUUGGACUCCGCACUUCCAAAACAUCACGCCCGCGCUUCCGUACUCCGCGUACAGAAAAUAAGGAAGAGCUUUUGAAAUCUCGCCGCUACAAUAAUCCCGACUCGGAUUCACGUGAUAGAAAACAAGGGAAUGCUGCAGUAAGGGAUAGCUCGAAACGAACAACUGGAGCAGGAAAUCGACCAGGAAAUGAUACCUAUCGAAUUUAUAACAAACCAUACUGCGGAUCGUGUCAAUGGUGGAAACCAACAUAUUCUUCCGGUCAUGAAAACACGAAUACCAUGCGACUCACCGGCAGCUACAGACACGACAAAGAUACCCCUGAAAACUUUUGCAGAAAGUAUGUCGCCGACAAUCUUGUGCAUAUGUCGCUGCGACAGAUCUGCACCAGAUUACUUCACUAUCGCAUUGAUAUCAGUAAUCUUCCUUUUAUUACGUCGCGGUCAGAUAAGCCGGGACUUUCCCGCAGUCACAGUGUCCCGGCCAAUAUACAGCAGCUGAUUGGAAAAUUCAAGGUCCACAACAGCAUCCUUUGUUAUGGAACAUUACGCAAAGGUGACGUAAGAAAACUGGAACGUCACUACGCCAGGCUGUACCGGCAAUACGAACAAAUUAAACGUGAAAUAUAUGUCGCUGAUAACAGAACCAUAGCGGAAGUGUUAACGCUGGUAAAAAACAAAUCUGUCAUAAGAGCGCAACUGAAAAAUUUAUUGUGGAUACUGGAAUUAUCCCGGCGCGAUGCGCUGGACGCGUCGGCAAUGGUCCGAAGUAUGCCGCUACCAGUUAUUACAGCUGACAAAAUUACCGAAGGGGAUAAAAAACGCGCUUUGCUGAAAGAUUUGCGAGCUGCACAAAUGCUCUUCAACUGAAACUAGCCAGAUGUGCAAAAUUUUUUCCAUCUGUUACUACACUGGAAAGCCCGCUACUAAUAUUGCAUUUCAGAUUCUUAUUUUGAGAAUUAUUUAUAUGCGAACUCUGUUAAAUGCUUUUGUUUCUAUGUUUUUUUACACAAAUAUAUGUAACUGCGAAUGCGUACGAUGUAUAUUAUAUAUCUGUACAUGUUAGUAAUACCAAGGUACCUUGGUAAUACGAGUGUUUCAGUGUUCUCGUUAAUGAUAUUAUAUACCUAG
Paramacrobiotus metropolitanus is the source of this 2276-nucleotide messenger RNA. RefSeq lists its product as uncharacterized. NCBI's taxonomy places the organism in Eukaryota, Metazoa, Tardigrada, Eutardigrada, Parachela, Macrobiotidae. The record is from RefSeq and is a predicted model, not a curated record. The coding region runs from base 909 to 2015 and encodes 368 amino acids. The transcript has 4 exons.